This is a messenger RNA of Ctenopharyngodon idella (grass carp), 2293 nucleotides long. RefSeq names its product T-box transcription factor 3b (gene tbx3b). Gene Ontology annotation, molecular function: DNA-binding transcription factor activity, RNA polymerase II-specific; RNA polymerase II cis-regulatory region sequence-specific DNA binding. The coding region runs from base 314 to 2062 and encodes 582 amino acids. The transcript is spliced from 7 exons. Gene Ontology annotation, cellular component: nucleus. Lineage: Eukaryota; Metazoa; Chordata; Actinopteri; Cypriniformes; Xenocyprididae. Gene Ontology annotation, biological process: heart looping; cell fate specification; positive regulation of DNA-templated transcription. The record is from RefSeq and is a predicted model, not a curated record.
AUCCUGAUUGACCCGCCCGUCCCGACCACUAACCACCAGGCUAUCUAGAGAUCCGGCACAAGGUCCCCAGAGUUCAUCUGUGCGCACGAGACCCCAUAAAACAACCUUUACUGUCUCUGCAGUUGGGGUUUUCUCUCAACAGAACAAAGACAUGAAAGCAUGAUAAUGGAUGAUUCAUUCAAAAACGCGAGAUUCAUUUUGACAAACAGUACAACUUCUGACACACUGAAACUAGCAUGAUUCCACAUAAGGAGUGAAUGCUGAAGAUUUCAGAGAGGAGGUUGUGGGAAUGGAGUGAUUACAAGUUGAGAGAAUGGCGUAUCACAACUUUAUACCGGCCAGUUCCUCUGACUUCACUAUUAGUUCGAUGCUUGGGCAACAGUCACAGUUUUUUCCUGUUGGGAAACGGCAGUUUACGAACGUUCUCCAUAACUCUAUUCGUCUGGCACUCAAAGAAGCCGCUUCUCCCGCGCACCUCUCUGUGGAUACGAGAGACCUCGGACUGGCACCUGAGGAUGACCCCGUGGUUCACCUGGAAGGCAAGGAACUGUGGGGGCAGUUUCACAAAUGCGGUACGGAGAUGGUCAUAACAAAGUCUGGAAGGCGCAUGUUUCCAGCAUUUAAAGUGCGCUGCAGCGGCUUUGACAGGAAGGCGAGGUACAUCUUGCUGAUGGACAUAGUCGCGGCUGAUGACUUCAGAUACAAGUUUCACAACUCCCGUUGGAUGGUAGCUGGAAAGGCCGAUCCAGAAAUGCCCAAACGAAUGUACAUCCACCCAGACAGUCCUGCUACCGGGGAGCAAUGGAUGACCAAAGCUGUGACCUUUCACAAACUCAAACUGACGAACAAUAUAUCUGACAAACAUGGAUUUACCAUUUUAAACUCCAUGCACAAAUAUCAGCCGAGGUUUCAUAUCGUUCGAGCCAACGACAUCCUCAAACUUCCCUACAGCACAUUCAAAACAUACGUGUUUCCUGAGACUGAAUUUAUCGCUGUGACAGCAUACCAAAACGAAAAGAUAACUCAGCUGAAAAUCGAUAAUAAUCCAUUUGCAAAAGGAUUCCGAGAUACCGGAAAUGGGAGACGAGAGAAAAGGAAACAGAUGUUGCAUCAAAAGUGUGAUGUGGAAGAGAAAAAAGCCAAAGUGUUCACAGACGACUCAUCUUUUGACCAAAGUUCCUCAAAUUAUUUAAUUCAAGAAACUAAUGUAGUUACAUCAACUUCAACAGAUACGAAUGAGAGCGACAUCGAUGGAUAUGGAGAUGAGAAGGAAAGCAAUGAAGAUGAGAAUCAGACAAUUUCUCAAGAUGAGCAAAAUUCCAGAGAAAUCUCUACAACAGUGCUAGAAUCCAAGGACGAUUCAAAAGAGAAGAUCAAGGAAAAGCAUAGUGAGAAGGAGGGUACUGAACAUUUACCCUUUGAUAAAAGACAUGCUGAACAAUCCAAGUUUGCAGUUGAUGUGACUGAUGUUUCUCUGAAGGGUUUGCUCGCUCAGCCCUAUUACAUCCCCACUCCAGGCCUAAUUAAUUCGCUGUGUGUGCCGGCACAAGUCUUGUCAAAUUUAUGUCAGUUUAAUUAUGUCGGAACACUUCCACUUUUGGCAUCUGAAGCAACUGGUCCUUGGUUAUCUAGAGGGUCAAAUGAAGGGGAGGGUCAAAGUUACACCACUUCAGUCUCAACUUCACAACAAAGAUUUAUCGGCAUGCCAGAUUUACCACCUAACUUUCAGCAGCACAGAACAACCUCUCAGGGUGUGCUUGUCUCGGCGCAUGGAACUGUCUUGUCUUAUCCACAGAGUUACAUGACCACAUCUGCUGCCACCUCCUCUGCGGGCUCAUACCAGGCUCAACGCCCCCCUUUUCUCAACGUUGGCUACCGAUCCCGAUGCAGACCCUACCCUGUACCAAUGUGGGUGCAUGGCCGAAAAAUGCCACAAAGUUCAGUAUUUAUACCAUAUGGUGAAACUGAUACAAAGGAGCAUGCUGGUAUUACAACUCAUGGAUCAACUGAGUUUAUAUCAAAACCUAAUGAGGAUCGAAACACAACAUGUCGGGAUCUCUAGAAAUGACUGUACAGGAGCAACAACAAAUUUGGCAAGCUGUAAUUAUGUGCAUUAUAAGUCUAUGGUAUGUAUCAAUUGAAGAUCUGGAUUAAAAAAUAAUAUAUACUAUUUAUUCUUUAGUCUUUAUCUGCUGUGUAAAUGUGUGAAAAAUGCAUAAAAUACAUGAAGUUGCAGAGCAACCAUAAAAUAAAUUUGUGUUUUCCCCUUUAUUUGCUCUACUUCUAUUAUUAU